Molecule: messenger RNA, 1404 nt
Organism: Lingula anatina
Lineage: Eukaryota; Metazoa; Brachiopoda; Lingulata; Lingulida; Lingulidae
Cellular component (GO): extracellular region
Molecular function (GO): chitin binding
Source: RefSeq, a predicted model, not a curated record
GCCGUUGGAGGUACAUUCUCUACUUUCAGCAGAGCCGACACAUUGUACGCUGACCUAAUAGGAGUCAACAUGCUAGGCGUCCUGUUCUUUGCGCUAGUGGCCAGUGCCAAGGCUGAAUAUGGCGCGUAUGACAAAUAUCUAGCCUAUUGCAGGAGCAGCAUCGAGCAGAGGAACGGGGUGGGCUACUACGAGAACCCGGACGACUGCAAGAGCUACCUUCAGUGCGACAUGGACGAAUACGGCCAAGUGCAAGUCCACGAGAAAACGUGCGCUGAUGGCACGCUAUUCGAUAGCGACGUCGUCUCGUGUGUCCCGUGUGAGAUUGCACAGUGCCAUAGGAGCAAGUUGCUGGGGCCCAAGUGCCCGCCUAUGACUCCCCCUCCCACUACAACCGAGAGCUACACCACUCUCCCCCAGUUUGACGGCAAAUGUGAAGGCCCCCAUGGCUGGACGUACUUGGCCGUCUGGGGCGAUCCAAGCAUUUUCUACCGAACUCAGGUCCUGGGAGAUGAGACCAGGAUCGAGCGUGUCAGCUGCGGACAGUGGGAGUUCAACGUACAGAGGUGCAUGUGCAUGGCGCCAGACCUCCGUCCAAUCGCUCUGUGGCCAUUCGACGAGUCCACGGACACUACAGUGGACAACUUCUGGACGGACUGCACCGGCGUUAAACUCGGCCAAGGAAGAAUCGGCUACGCUGCUCAGUUCAACGGCACCGUCCAUUGUGAAAUCCCUCGUUUUAACAACUACCCAUGGGGCUCUUCCUUCACCAUUUCUUUCUGGUAUGAGACCGCCGAGAACUCCUACAACGUGCGAGAUGGGUUGAUCAGUAACGGGAAUUGUCUGACUGAGCCCACCAUUGCCUUGUGGACGGAGCGCGGAUAUCUGGGCGGUCGCGUGCUUAUUGACAACAACCAAACCCUUCUUACGAUAGAUCUUGGGGGAUCACACGGCGGAAAGGGCUGGAAUCACGUUGUCUUAUCUUACGACGGCCUCAGACUGAAAUUGUUUGUCAACGGCUACGCCGCCAAGGAUGAAAUCGCUGUCGGACAUAUCCCGGCCACAUUGUCCCCUCUGUACCUUGGCAGAGGCACAAGCUGUGAGGCAAAGGACUAUCAUGUCAACAACCAUAAUUUGAUGGGAUCUCUUGACGAGGUGGGUAAACUGUGUUCUGCUGUGUUUUAACUGUAGGCUACUGUGUUGUGCAUAUACGUGCACCGAUUGAGCUCUUAUUUUACUGAUCUACGACCAGAAAUUAUUCUCAUAGGAACGUAAAUUAUAAUACCUGAUAAUUGCAUUACACAUCUGAUAAACCGAUAAACGUGUAAAUUGUCGUAGACAGGAGCAAAUACUGGCCAAAUGAUAACGCGAUCUCACUUAACAACUAACACAACGACUUGUGGAUUU